AUGCCUCGUGCUGGAUUCGUUGGUGAUGAGCUUGGUUCAUCGAUCAUUGGGUCACGACUAGUACGCGAUAUUAUGAACCUUUGCUUCCUAAUGGAGAAGAGAUAUGCACCUUAUCCAAAGUGGUUUGGUACAGCAUACAAACGAUUAUCAUGUGCUGCAGAGUUUGAACUAUGUCUUAAACAGGCAGCUACAGCUCAAACAUGGCAGGAGAGAGAGUUGGCACUUUCAACUGCCUAUGAACUUUUGGCAAAGAAACAUAAUAGACUCGGAUUGACCAAGUUGUUACCGGAACAUGUGUCCUCAUUCCAUGAUCGACCAUUCAAAGUGAUACAUGGAGAGCUGUUUGCCAAUGCCUUGGCCGAACUAAUCAACAAGGAUGUAUUUGGUGAUGUGAUUGACACAAUCAGACUCAUUGGUAACAUCGAUCAGAUAAGUGACAACACCGAUAUGAGAGGCAACAUCAUCCUUGCCAAGAAGAAACUAAUGUGA
Molecule: messenger RNA, 489 nt
Organism: Acytostelium subglobosum LB1
Lineage: Eukaryota; Evosea; Eumycetozoa; Acytosteliales; Acytosteliaceae
Exons: 1
Coding region: 1-489 (162 amino acids)
Source: RefSeq, a predicted model, not a curated record